Molecule: messenger RNA, 2674 nt
Organism: Oryzias latipes (Japanese medaka)
Lineage: Eukaryota; Metazoa; Chordata; Actinopteri; Beloniformes; Adrianichthyidae
Gene: stard3
Product: StAR related lipid transfer domain containing 3
Biological process (GO): cholesterol transport
Cellular component (GO): lysosomal membrane; late endosome membrane; endoplasmic reticulum-endosome membrane contact site
Molecular function (GO): cholesterol transfer activity; cholesterol binding
Source: RefSeq, a predicted model, not a curated record
CUAGGUUUACACGUUGAUGACGUACUUCCGGUUUUUGCGAAAAAGGUCUAUUCUGUAGUACCUUUGGAAGGACAUCCCGGAAAACCUGUUAGGUGGUGAUGUUGUGGUAAAUCAAGAAUGCAGGGUGGAGAGUAUGGAGAGCUCGGGGGCAGCCUCCCUGCCAUCGCCUCCCUGAACGCGUCCUACUCCACGUCGCUGUCCAUCCCGUCCCCGUACAUGCUGCUGCCCCCUGCGAAGCUCAAGACCAUUUCUGAUGUGCGCCGCACCUUCUGUCUCUUUGUGACGUUUGACUUACUCUUCAUCUCGCUGUUGUGGAUUAUAGAGCUGAACCUGCAUACCUCUGAAUCAAUCUGGGACUGCCUAAAAGAAGAAGUUGGGGAAUACAGCUUUAAGUCUUCCUUCUUUGACAUCACUCUCCUUGCUUUUUUCCGUUUCUUGUGCCUACAAGUGGGUUAUGCAGCUUUCCGGCUGAGGCAUUGGUGGGUUGUUGCGGGUACCACACUCGUCACCACAGUCUUUUUGGUUGCAAAGGUCAUCAUAUCUAACCCGCUGCUCUCCCAGAUUGCUUAUGGUUACGUUUUGCCCAUCACCUCCUUCGUGGUGGCGUGGUUGGAGACGUGGUUCCUUGACUUUAAGGUUCUCACUCAGGAAGCUGAAGAUGAAAGAGCCUACGUAGCAGCAGUGAAUGCAGCUUGCGAGCGAGCGCCCAUGAUUUACCCCCGCGCCGUUUCAGACGGGCAGUUCUACUCCCCACCGGAGUCGAUCGCAGGCUCUGAGGAAGAGUUGGACGAGGAGGGUCUUGGGCGUAAAGCUGUCACUGCUCAGGAGAAGGAGUAUGUCAGACAAGGGAAGGAGGCCAUGUCUGUGGUUGAGCAGAUCCUCACCCAGGAGGAAAACUGGAAAUUUGAGAAAAACAAUGAGAUGGGAGACUCCGUCUACACUCUGGAGAUCCCUUACCACGGAAAAACUUUUAUUCUGAAGGCUUUGAUGCAGUGUCCUGCAGAGCUGGUGUACCAGGAGGUGAUUCUGCAGCCAGAGAAGAUGGUUCAGUGGAACAGAACCGUCUCCGUCUGCCAGAUCCUUCAGAGGGUGGACGACAACACCUUGGUGUCCUACGAUGUCUCGGCUGGAGCAGCAGGGGGCGUCGUGUCUCCUAGGGAUUUUGUGAAUGUUCGGCGAGUGGAGCGCAAACGGGACUGCUAUCUGUCUGCCGGCAUGGCAACCAACCACGACCUCAAGCCUCCUGUCGGCCGCUACGUCAGAGGGGAAAACGGUCCCGGAGGCUUUGUGGUCCUCAAAUCGAGCAGCAACCCGUCCGUCUGCACCUUCAUCUGGGUCCUCAACACAGACCUGAAGGGUCGUUUGCCGCGCUACCUCAUCAACCAGAGCCUGGCAGCCACCAUGUUCGAGUUCAUGUCACACCUACGGCAGCGCAUGGCAGAGAUCCGGCCCUCCCUGCGCUCCCAACACCACGUCUGAAGCAACUGGUGAACUAAUUGAGAGGGGACGUUCAUCUGUUGAACUUCUAAAAGUCACCAUGGUGAUGGAAAUCACUGAGUGGUUUAUCAAAUGUCAGUCAGACGUGAAGCAGAAUCCUGUUAGGAAAGAGACUAUGUUUUUUGUUUUAAUUUUAUCAACCUUUUUGGAUUUUGUGGACCUAUCACUGACAAUUUCACACACUGAGACUCUAUUUGAGGACAUCUCCUUGACUCGAGGUUUUGAUGAGGAUGGAAGACCAGAGCAAAACAGAGCCUUGCAUUAAAUGCACGUGACCAUUUUCAUAUAUUUGCUGCUACUUUAACGUCAGCGUUUGCCUCUACGUGUAUCACCCGCCUUCGCACCGCAAACGUACCUUCAGACGCUGGAUUUGUCUGCGUUUUUUUACACACAGAUGACUCCACUGCACUGUGAUGAGCCAGGCUGGUGCGCUGUUCUCUGCUCACCACUAGAGGGAGACACCUCUGAUCCAGAUGGCCUCCAGGUCUAUCAGCUGGUCAGAUAUGUAAACACAUCUGGUAUUAAGCAACGAUUACUGAGGAAUUUGGAGUUGUGCCCAUUUAAAGUGAUCAAAAGGACAAACGAGGACCCAGUUCUGAAGAUUUAAACUGAUUUUCCGUAGAUCUGUGUCUUCUGUGCCAAUAACCACAAAGUGGCCUGCUCAAUAAACAGCUAUUGCCAGAUUUUCCUUCAGGCUUAAGAAGUGACAUGGAAUCAAAAGUGGCUUUCUUACAUUAUGAUGGAAGAUGGAGUUAAAAGCCUCCAGCUUGACAUAUUUACUGCAAUGAUAUAACUCGCACUAUAUAACUCACACUGUAUGUAAAAACUGAGGUUUAAGCUUUCGUUCAGGUUUCUGGCUUGAUCCAGACUUAGAUUUGUUAUUGUUUGCAGUUAUUCAGAUGAUGUGGUAGCUAUGUGGCUCAGAGAAGUCCCAAUAUGUUACUGAGAUUAACCAGAUGAGGUCAGAUUAGGUAAGAAAGGAAUGUGCAACAGAAAUCAUCUGAAAACGGUUGCCUUCAUUGUUGUAAGCGGGCAGGAGCCUGCUUUUUGUUUUGUAAUUAGCACUUAAUUUGUGUGCAAUGACUCAUCAAACAUGUUCGAGCCAUUACAUCUGACAUUUAUUUCUACAAAGUCUUAACCAGUGUCUUAUUUUGGAAUAAAAUGAAGGAAAUCCUGA